Messenger RNA from Lytechinus pictus (painted urchin), 1993 nucleotides. RefSeq lists its product as uncharacterized. The record is from RefSeq and is a predicted model, not a curated record. Lineage: Eukaryota; Metazoa; Echinodermata; Echinoidea; Temnopleuroida; Toxopneustidae. The coding region runs from base 106 to 744 and encodes 212 amino acids. The transcript is spliced from 2 exons.
ACUUCGACGCUGGCAGAAGUCGUGAUCGGAUGACGAACUCUUCGCUCUCCUCUUCAACUGGCUGUGGACGAAUAAGCUGUACUACCGCAGAACAAAUUCAGCAACAUGGCUUACCGGUGUCGAUACGUAAAUUGGUCAGGAGAGAGCUGCGACUGGAGGGGCCAGGAAUUAAAGGAACUUAAACAACAUGUCGCCCAAGUACACAAAGGAUUUGUCGAUCGUGAUUCCACCACAAGGAAGCCCACCAGACCAGUGAACCCGGGGUCACACCAUCAGCGAUACAAUCCACCUAGCCCACCUAGGGGACGCCGCCGCUCUCGAAGUCCACAGAAACAACAGCGGGAAUUUAGUCGCAGAACCCCAAGCAGCCCCAGGGGUCGUUCAGGCAGACCAAGUUCACCUCAACGUACCAGCCCUUCUGACACAUCUCCCAAAUCAAGAUCCAUUCGACAGAGGAACCGUCCGAUUGAUGCGGCCUGUCAGACCAACAAGAAACGUGUGAGUGAUAAAGCCAUCCAGGUAGAGGAGCCCAAUCAGUCAGAAGAAGACGAGCUCUUUAAUACCGCCAGAAAUCUCCGUCAUGCUGAACGUGGGUGCAAGUCUAUCCACAAAACCAAGCACAUCAUUCCACCAGGCGUAAAGAUCACGUAUCAUCACGAGACCCUUCACUUGCCAGAUGGUACUGUAUAUACACGCAUCACCAAGGAAGAAAAACGAAAGGACAUUGAGAAGAAGGAUGACUAAGAAGCCUAAAAAUGGAAGUUGGACUGAUAGAGAAAACAAACAAAGACAUACAAACUCUUGUUAAAACUUACAUUUCAGAGGGAAGCCACCUCGUUUUGUCACAGAUUUGCUGUUCUUUUAUAUAUGUGUUUUCGUAUUUUUAUAUCGUAGUGUAAGCCAUUUAUUUGUUUUGUAAAACACCACACAAUUACCUUUUGGGAAAAAAAAAAUACAUCAAGGAGUUGUCCGAAAUGUACAAAUAUUUGUGAAAUCGAUGUUGCAUAGAAGUAUUCGCUGUAAUGGUAAUACUCAGAGUUAGUGUCCAUCGAAUAAACAAGUUUUAUACAGUUGAUGAUGAUGAAGAGAAUGAUGAUUAUGUUACCAAAAGGAGCUUUACAGAUGUUAUGAAAGACGUAGAAGAUUGAUUGUAGUACCCAUAAGGAGUGUAUAUGAAGAGGACAUAACUUUUAAUAUGAUCAAUACAGCGAUACAUAAUUCAGUAAAUUUUGGUUGCUUGUUAAAUCGUUAAACUUGAUUCCUCUUUUAAUGUGAGGAUAAAACAUAAUGUGAGGACACAUUCCUUGAAGAGGGGGGCUGUGUAGCGAACCCGUUCGCUACGGAUUUUCUGUUACCUUGCUUUAAACGUAGAGGGCGCGCUUUUGGUUGCGCGAGAGCUCGGCGGACGCAACGCACUGCGUAAUGCAGCUCUCGCAGACUUUGAUAUAGCGGAGGAUCGCGGGGAUUUCGUCACUUCGACGCUGGCAGAAGUCGUGAUCGGAUGACGAACUCUUCGCUCUCCUCUUCAACUGGCUGUGGACGAAUAAGCUGUACUACCGCAGAACAAAUUCAGGUAAUUGUUGUUGGCGUUAAUUGUGAUAGUAUGUACAAAUGUUGAACGAUGAUGUAUAAGUAAAUUAUGACCGUUGUCAUACACCAAAUGUAUUCAUCGUCUCCAACCUGUGUGAUCUAUGGAAUCCCAUUGACCACUACAGUAUAAGCCUUCCCAUAGAGAUUAUACAGCCCCAAUAGAAAUCCCCUGUUAUUCUAUAUUUCACCUGUUCACACUACCCCUCAACACUCCACCCCCAUAUAUUUUGGGAAAACGGAACACGCCCGGGUCUCUACAUUACGCCAUAUAUACAGAUAUAAGGAAACCGCUCGCAUUAAGAAUGGCUAGUAAUUCAUCAACGGAUGAAGGUGAUAGAGGCAAGGGACAGGCCGGCCCCCCAGCAUCCAGAACCCGUUCCAAGAAGGAGGGCCGCCACAAUAU